AUCUGUGAUCAAGGAAAUGAGUCGAGGCUGGACGAAUGUUUGGAAUUCCGUUUCCGUUAUAGGGACUGGGAGUGAACAUUGAUUCGAACAGAACGUGACUUAAAUCAAUGUAAUUCAGAGAUCUACUUAACGUGUAAUUUUUGGUUGUACCUUUUGAGCUUUGGCUAAAUUGGAUCAUGGCUUCUUCGCCGGAAAAGUCGCCGUCCUCUCCCAAAUCGCCGUCGACUCCGAAAUCUCCCUCUUCCAGAAAAAAAGAUGACUCGUUCCUGGGAAAACUUGGAGGAACUUUAGUAAGAAGAAAGAAAGCAAAAGAAGGUAAAGUUCAGAUCAAAACAAUACUGUCAAAAACAUGUAUAAACUUCACUUGCGAGCAGUUGUGUGUGUAAACUAAACGGCAAAGGACAUGAAGAAAAUGUUUAUUUUAUGGCCCAUUUGAACUUGCUAGCUACAGCAAUGUUUCACAACCCAAUCUAUUGUCUACUCAGUUUGAUUCUGUCAAUUCAUUACUGGUAAAGCUAAAACGAAUUCGCCUGCACGCUUUCCCCACUGCACAUUCAUUGACGAUAUCAGAAUGGAGUAGCCUCGGGGCUUAUCUAGGCUACAUAAUAAAUAGGCCUGUCUGUAAACUAGCCAAUACACUCAAAUAAUGUCUUGUAUUUCAACUUUCUUGUAUUGUGUUGACCUGCAGGGCAGCCCGGGGGUGCAUACAGUGCAGCGCCUAGUAGAGCUACUAGAGUACUACAUUACUAGAGUACUUACUACAGUAGGGCUAUUUACUAUAGCUGCAGGCUAUGAUUGCCAUGUAGGGAACACUACUGCUGCAACCUAUACUUAGAGGUAGAUCUAACAUAGUAAACGAAAAUCUGGGACACUGAAAUUAGUAUGAUAUUUUACGUUUGGUAUGUAUUAAUUUGUGGAUGUCCAUCCAUUUCGUAUGAUUUGUUAUUAAUUACAAUUGGUAUGAUAUGUUACGAAUUGCAACUUGUACAAUAUGUUAAGAAUUUGUAAUAUGUAUGAUAUGUUACGAAUUGCAAUUUGUUGUGGCUAACAUUAGCUAGGUGGCUAAUGCUAACGUUAGCUAGGUGGCAAAAGUUAGCUGGCUUAGGGCAGUGUUCUACACUGUUUUUCCACUGGUGCUACCAACUUUUUUCCCCCGUUGGUAGCACCAGCACAUGAUUUUGUCGCACCAAUUUUAUAUAUAUAUAUAUAUUUGUAUUUAUUUAUUAAUAAUGACCUGGCCUGUGUCCCAUAAUGUGUCUGCAUUCCAUACAGAACCAGGCUAAUAAUGACUAGCCAUCUUUUACAUCAGCAUGCCCUUGUGUUCUUACAUUGAUUUGGAUCGAUUUACUGUAACAGCAAAGAAAGUAUAUUAAAAUAAAGUGCAAAAUGUAUUUAUUGCAAAUUUCAAAGUGCCAUAUGUACUUUUAUGAGGGCAGAAAAUAAAAAACGAUACUUGAUACCAAAAUGAUACCACGGCCCCAAAAAAAUAAAGUUGGGGGAAGGACUGAUUUCCUCUAGUUUUGUGUAGUUACCGUUUAAUUCAGGUGAGCAUCAGUCAGACCGUUUUGUUUGGCUAGCGGUGUUUCUGUAGCGCACUUGUGAUGGAGUUUUCAAAGCAAAUGGCCAGGAUUGAUUCAAAUAAUCAUGAUUCUGCCAGGUAGGCAUAGGCUACUUCGUAGUUACCUUUGAAUUGCCUUUCCAUCUACCCAAAAACGGUUAGGCUACAGUGGGGAAAAAAAGUAUUUAGUCAGCCACCAAUUGUGCAAGUUCUCCCACUUAAAAAGAUGAGAGAGGCCUGUAAUUUUCAUCAUAGGUACACGUCAACUAUGACAGACAAAAUGAGGAAAAAAAAUCCAGAAAAUCACAUUGCAAGGAUUUUUAAUGAAUUUAUUUGCAAAUUAUGGUGGAAAAUAAGUAUUUGGUCAAUAACAAAAGUUUCUCAAUACUUUGUUAUAUACCCUUUGUUGGCAAUGACACAGGUCAAACAUUUUCUGUAAGUCUUCACAAGGUUUUCACACACUGUUGCUGGUAUUUUGGCCCAUUCCUCCAUGCAGAUCUCCUCUAGAGCAGUGAUGUUUUGGGGCUAUCGCUGGGCAACACGGACUUUCAACUCCCUCCAAAGAUUUUCUAUGGGGUUGAGAUCUGGAGACUCCAGGACCUUGAAAUGCUUCUUACGAAGCCACUCCUUCGUUGCCCGGGCGGUGUGUUUGGGAUCAUUGUCAUGCUGAAAGACCCAGCCACGUUUCAUCUUCAAUGCCCUUGCUGAUGGAAGGAGGUUUUCACUCAAAAUCUCACGAUACAUGGCCCCAUUCAUUCUUUCCUUUACACGGAUCAGUCGUCCUGGUCCCUUUGCAGAAAAACAGCUCCAAAGUAUGAUGUUUUCAUUCCCAUGCUUCACAGUAGGUAUGGUGUUCUUUGGAUGCAACUCAGCAUUCUUUGUCCUCCAAACACGACGAGUUGAGUUUUUACCAAAAAGUUAUAUUUUGGUUUCAUCUGACCAUAUGACAUUCUCCCAAUCCUCUUCUGGAUGCACUCUAGCAAACUUCAGACGGGCCUGGACAUGUACUGGCUUAAGCAGGGGGACACGUCUAGCACUGCAGGAUUUGAGUCCCUGGCGGCGUAGUGUGUUACUGAUGGUAGGCUUUGUUACUUUGGUCCCAGCUCUCUGCAGGUCAUUCACUAGGUCCCCCCGUGUGUUUCUGGGAUUUUUGCUCACCGUUCUUGUGAUCAUUUUGACCCCACGGGGUGAGAUCUUGCGUGGAGCCCCAGAUCGAGGGAGAUUAUCAGUGGUCUUGUAUGUCUUCCAUUUCCUAAUAAUUGCUCCCACAGUUGAUUUCUUCAAACCAAGCUGCUUACCUAUUGCAGAUUCAGUCUUCCCAGCAUGGUGCAGGUCUACAAUUUUGUUUCUGGUGUCCUUUGACAGCUCUUUGGUCUUGGCCAUAGUGGAGUUUGGAGUGUGACUGUUUGAGGUUGUGGGCAGGUGUCUUUUAUACUGAUAACAAGUUCAAACAGGUGCCAUUAAUACAGGUAACGAGUGGAGGACAGAGGAGCCUCUUAAAGAAGAAGUUACAGGUCUGUGAGAGCCAGAAAUCUUGCUUGUUUGUAGGUGACCAAAUACUUAUUUUCCACCAUAAUUUGCAAAUAAAUUCAUAAAAAAUCCUACAAUGUGAUUUUCUGGAUUUUCUUUUCUCAAUUUGUCUGUCAUAGUUGACGUGUACCUAUGAUGAAAAUUACAGGCCUCUCUCAUCUUUUUAAGUGGGAGAUCUUGCACAAUUGGUGGCUGACUAAAUACUUUUUUCCCCCACUGUAUCAUUAGCAUCGCUAAUGGCUACACAAAGUGGUACACAUAUAGGCCCUACGCGCACCACACACAGCGGGGCUUGACAUUCAGGUAAACUUGGCAAUGGCACACUAGGCCAGUGCCAACUGAAAGCUACUGACCCAAAUGGAAAAAUGUACUGGCCCGGGUCAAGAUCUGACAGAAAAGUGAAUGAUGCGUGUAUAAUUUCAAUACCAGGUGAUUUUAUCUUUCAUUUGGGGGCUGAGCAAGUAGCCUAUACAGGGUUCAUACAGACAUUGCCAAGUUAAGUUAAAAUCGGGUUCCUUUUGUAAUGGAACGCUUUAUGUUGAAGCCAACAUUCGACGUUGUCUUGCUCAUAAUAACCGCACAUGGUUUUACCUGCGACAAGCGCAACAGAGUAGUGCAACACCCUUCAAUAGAGAUGGCGGCAAACAAACAAAAGUGCCUCAUCAUAACUGAUCAGAAAUGAUAUCAUGGAAUAAUUAAGAUUACGGUUAGGUUAAACAGUUAGGGAAAGGGUAAGCUAACAUGCAAAGUACCUCAAUAGUAGUAAGUAUCUGCAAAGUUGCUAUAGUUGUCCGUGAUGAGAUUCGAACACGCAACCUUUGGGUUGCUAGACGUUUGCGUUAUUUGCCCGACCAAUCACCCUCCUUUCGUUUUUACAUUAAGUAACCUUCUGUCUUAUGUAACCAUACAAAAAGUAACAUAUCAUACUAAUUUGAGGGUCACGGAUUUCCAUUUAGUAUGUUACGUCUAGUCUAUGAGACCAGGCUGCUACUUCAGAGCAAUUACUCAGGAAUGAGGCAAGAGCUAACACAACUCCAGGAGCAUCUGUACUGCCAAUACAUGUCCUUUAUUUCACUGUUACAGCAUUUCCAAACCUAUAAAUGAAUGAGUUGCUCCAUCCAUUGUUUUUCCACACGUUUAUCAUUAAAUGAAUUAAAGCCUUUUGCACGUUAAGUGGAAAUGUUCCCUCUUGAUUUGUCCUGUUCCAAGAGUGCACUUGUGUUAUAAUUGGUUUGUGUAAAUCAGGGGUCACAGGGCUGAGUGGCUGACACAGUUACAGCUGAGCCCCAUCCUAUCUCUCCCUCUAACACGCACACAGAGGAGCACAGUGGCCAGGAUGUCUGCAGUGUGUUCCUGGUGAUUUGAUGGAAAGCCUCUUUGGACACAUGUGGCAGCAGUAUAUUUAAUUUGAAAAACUCUGACGUUUACGAUGGGGACGAAGAGAGGGGGCACAGCCACGGCCUUGAACAAGCCCAUUGAUUGGACCUUGCCGAGAGAGGGAGGAAUAGAUGGAGAGUGUUAUAGACAGGACAGUGGACACUGAACGGGCUUGAGGAGACGAGUCAGUAAAGAGAAGAUGCUGGGAACUCAGAGGAGAGAUGGGCUGUGGAGCACUCUGCCCACCAGGUAGGACAGCCUGUUACUAUUCACCUACCCUCCGCCGGAGCAUGAGGAGAGGAAGGAGAAACACUGUGGCUGUGUCUCAAUAAUCUAAAGGGGCAUCUUUUGCUGGUUUCCGUUCCUCCAUUAACACACGGAUGACGUUGCAGGAUAGCUGAAAGCAAUAUGGUGGAUACCUACUAGGUAUUGGUUUUCACCCAUCCAGCUCCUUCAUAUCAGUACAUAUGAAGGAAGGAGAUGAGGAAAGGAGACCCAGUGUCUCUGUAGCAGGUCUUGGCUAGGAUUAGCAGCCCACCUUGCAGCAUCACAUGCUCUGUGCAAAUCACCACUGGUCAAGAGGACAUUGUGUGUGGAGACAGUGUAAAGGGGUGGUAGAAAGGGCAGUGAUAAUACCUCUUAUUGUGUAGACACACGCUAAUGCAGGCAAUUUUCAGUCAUACAAUUAUAUCUGAGAGAAGGGAUGCGUCGUGCUGUCAGGACACAGGAGGAUAUGGUGCUCAAUGGCGGUCUUCAAAAGGGCUGCUGAUGGUGUUGAUUAAGAGGAUGUCAUCCUCACUGGGAAGGAAGGCUGAGAAAUCCAGCACAGGAUGUUCACACCAUUACAGGUGUCACUGACACUGUCUGACACACAGCAGUAUGUUGAAAUGCAUGGCAGGGCAGGGGUUGAUGGGAAACCAGGAAGUUCUGUGUAAUAAAUAGGCUAAUAACAGAUCUCUCGAGCCAGACUGCUUACUUCCACAAUCUUUGAAUGCCUAUAGGCUUACGUUGCUCCAAGGUCGGGGAUAUCCAAGACUAACAGAUGGGGAAAUUAUAUUGUCUUGAUUAACUGAGAACAGUGUCAGAUCAGAUAAGUAGAUUCAGGAACGGUGACACAGAAAGCUGAGCUGGUGCAGUGAGCUAAGGAAAAAAACAAUAAGAAUCAUCCCCUUUAGAACAUCUCUCCUCUGUUGUGAGAAAUAACCUUGGGAGGACAAGCGUAUGUGGCUGGAGGAGGCCCAGUAAGUAGUAGACUGAGGAAAUGCCUGUCUGGAGGACAGAAGAAGGGCUUUUCCUAGACUUAAGAUAAAAUUGCAGUGUUUUUCCCAUUUGCAGGUGAGGGAAAGUCCAUAUUCCUUGAGGAAAGACAGAGAAACCAGUGGGUGAAACCACUUACAGAAAGAACCACUACACCUCAAUAACAUACCGUAUUCGACAUGAUAAAGCAAGCAAAGCCCAAUUCUGCUCCUGUGUUAAUGCUAGGCUAUUUGGACCAAAUGGCUGUGGGAGUAGUUAGCUAGUGUAUUAGUGGUGUGGGAACACUAUUGCAGUGCUAUCAUGUUCUGUUAGGAAGCACUUCAGAGAGGAUGGUGCCAAUUUUGAAAUCCUUAUCCCAGUAGUUGGGAACCCACAUGUCCCCCGCCUUAACAACAUCCUCUCAUUGUCCCCCUGACCUUCACACUUAUUUCUGGUGGAUUGGUCAUACUGGCAGAAUUCUCACUGACACUAAAAUAAGAGCAAAAAGAAACAUGUAGUAGUAGUAGUAGUCUAAAUUGUAUAAAGCCUUUUUCGUAGAAUCAUCACAGGUUGUAAGUGGCUUACUGUUUGUACCGCCUCCUUUGCUAUGUGAAUUUAUAGCUAUUGCACUGAAAGGUGGAGGUUUGAGAGGGUGCAUUGUGAGUGAUGUGGUGUGGUCUCUCUCCCAUCUCUCCCUCCUUCCCUACAGUGUCUGAGCUCCAGGAGGAAGGAAUGAACGCCAUCAACCUGCCCCUGAGCCCCACCCAAUAUGAACUGGACCCAGAGGACACCAUGCUAGGUAAGUACAGCACAGUACAGUACACCAUCUAUCCCAAUCUGAGAGCCCUGGUCAUAAAUUAUGAAAUGUCUUGACACUGGCUAUACCCAACCGUUCUUUCUGUUUCUACAGAGGAGAAUGAGGUCCGCACCAUGGUUGACCCCAACUCCAAGAACGAUAGCAAACUACAGGAACUCCAGAAGGUGCUGAUCGACUGGAUCAAUGAUGUGUUGGUAGGAGAGAGGAUCAUCGUGAAGGACCUGGCUGAGGAUCUAUACGACGGGCAGGUUCUGCAGAAACUCUUCGGUGAGGAACAAGUCCCUUAUUGGUUCUCCAUCAAACUUAAAGGAACACUAAUUCCACUCUACUACCAAUCACCUUCUCCCUCUGGCCUUUCUCUCUUUGACAGGAAUGCCUGUAUUUAUGCUAAAGAAGACCACUGACCAAAUUAAUGAAUGCUGUUGUCUUUAUAUGCGUGUCUCAGAGAAGCUGGAGGGUGAGAAACUGAACGUGGCUGAGGUGACCCAGUCAGAGAUCGCCCAGAAGCAGAAGCUGCAGACAGUUCUGGAGAGGAUCAACGACUCCAUCAAGAUCUCCGCCAGGAGCAUCAAAUGGAACGUGGACUGUAAGUAGAGGCUGAGAACUACACUGAACAAAAAUAUAAACGCAACAUGUAAAGUGUUGGUCCCAUGUUUCAUGAGCUGAAAUAAAAUAUCCCUGAAAUUUUCCAUACGGACAAAAAGCUUAUUUCUCUCAAAUGUUCUACACAAAUUUGUUUACAUCCCUGUUAGUGAGCAUUUCUCCUUUGCCAAGAUAAUCCAUCCACCUGACAGGUGUGGCAUAUCAAGAAGCUGAUUAAACAGCAUGAGCAUUACACAGGUGCACCUUGUGCUGGGGACAAAAAAAGGCCACUCAAAAAUGUGCAGUUUUGUCACACAACACAAUGCCACAGAUGUCUCAAGUUUUGAGGGAGUGUGCAAUUGGCAUACUCACUGCAGGAAUGUCCACCAGAGUUGCCAGAGAAUUGAAUGUUCAUUUCUCUACCAUAAGCCGCCUCCAACGUCAUUUUAUGAGAUGCAGAGAUGUGUCGCGCUGCAUGAGGCAAAUGGUAGUCACCAGAUACUGACCCUUCAAAUUGCUGGAAUCGACUAUAUAUUUUUAAGAGCUCAGUGACUUUCAACGUGACACCGUCAUAGGAUGGCACCUUUCCAGCAAGUCAGUCAAAUUUCUGCCCUGCUAGAGCUGCCCCGGUCAACUGUAAGUGCUGUUAUUGUGAAGUGGAAACGUCUAGGCGUGACAAUGACAUUAUAGACGAUUCUGUGCUUCCAACUUUGUGGUAACAGUUUGGGGAAAGCCCUUUCCUGUUUCAACAUGCCAAUGCUCCCAUGCACAAAGCGAGGUCCAUACAGAAAUGGUUUAUUGAGAUCGGUGUGGAAGAGUUUGACUGGCCUGCACAGAGACCUGACCUAAACCCCAUCGAACACCUUUGGGAUGAAUUGGAAUGCCGACUACGAGCCAGACCUAAUCGCCCAACAUAAGUGGCCGACCUCACUAAUGCUCUUGUAGCUGAAUGGAAGAAAGUCCCCGCAGCAAUGUUCCAACAUCUAGUGGAAAGCCUUCCCAGAAGAGUGGAGGCUGUUAUAGCUGCAAAGGGGGGACCAACUCCAUAUUAAUGCCCAUGAUUUUGGAAUGAGAUGUUCGACAAGCAGGUGUCCACAUCCUUUUGGUCAUGUAGUGUAUCUGUGACCAACAGAUGCAUAUCUGUAUUCCCAGUCAUGUGAAAUCCAUAGAUGAGGGCCUAAUACAUUUAUUUAAAUUGACAGAUUUCCUUAUAUGAACUGUAACUCAGUAAAAUCUUUGAAAUUGUUGCGUUUGUUUUUGUUCAGUGUAUGUCGUAUUCAUUAGAGCACACAGUAGCAAAACGUUUUGCAAGGGGAAAUUUAAAAUCAGUGUUUUUAUUGGACAGGUUCAGCUAGUCCCUCCAUGUUUCAGUCGGUUUUCCUCUGUUUGGUGCUAAUGAAUGCAGCCCUGGAGAGACAGACUAAGUGGUCAGACAGAUGGACUACGCGGGUGAUGUUCAGCUAGUUAGGACUCCAUACUUUCCUCACUGGUGAUUGAGUUUUCUCUGCUUCCCUUUGCUUUCACUCUAAUGAGGAGGAGUGUCUGUCUGUACAUUUCAGUGAAGCACUUUAGCUUUGCCUUGAUGUCUCUAUUUUAUGAAAUGAUUUUAUUAGGGCUGUGAUGAUACCAGUAUCUUAAUAUUUUUCCCAUGACAAAAAUUAAAACACGAAGCAGAACCAACUCUUUGGUCCUUUUAAAAACCUGCUGUAUGUAAAAUAUUGUGUGCUAUAGCUUGGAAAAUAAAUACAUGUGACUGGAUGACAACAUAAUAAUGUUUGUUUCCAGCAUUAGGGCUGUUUCCCUAAAGAAGUUAAAUCCGCUUUGUGUUUUGUUUCUUUGCCACGAUACUAACGAGUAUCGCGAUACUGUUAUCAUCCCAGCCCUAGAAUACAUGGGUGAUGUUUCAAGUUUUAAUGUCACAUAGACAAGUACAGUGAAAAGCCUUUCUUGCCAGCUCUAACCCCAACAAUGCAGUAAUCAAUAACAAUGUAAUACUAAAAAUAACAAGGUAGAACAAAAACACACAAGAUAUAAAAAUAAGAAAAACACAAAUUAAGUAAGCAUACUAUAUACAGGGUCAGUUCCAGUACCAUAUUUACAAUGUGCAGGGAUACUGGAUCGAUAUUCAGCUAGUAAAGAGUCCAUACUUGUGUCACUGGUCAUUGAGUUCUCUGCUUCCCAUUGAGCUUUCACUCUAAUGAAGAGGAAUGUCUGUCUGUCUACAUUUCAGUGAAGCACUUUAGUUUUGCCUUGAUGUCUCUAUUUUAUAAAAGCUUUUUAACCAGAAGAUGGUAAUAGCACUCAGAAAUUGUUUUAGCAACAUGUUUGUAUGAGAAAAUGAGAGGGAUAAACUGAUGAGUGAAGUAGUCAAGGAAAUAUACAGUGCCUUCAGAAAGUAUUCAUACCCCUUAACUUAUUCCACAUUUUGUUGUCUUACAGCCUGAAUUCAAAAUGGAUUAAAUAUAUUUAUCUCACUCAUCUACACACAAUACCCAAUAAUGACAGUGACCACAGAAUCUUUUGCCUUAUGCUCCAAGUCUUUCACGUGCCUUUUUUUGCAAACUCCAGGCGUGCUGUCAUGUGACUUCUUCUCAGGAGUGGCUUCCGUCUGGCCACUCUCCAAUAAAGCCCAGAUUGGUGAAGUGCUGUAGAGACUGUUGUCCUUCUGGCAGGUUCUCCCAUCUCAAGGCAGAGUAUUUUAUUUCCCAGUGAUGGAGACCACUGUGCUCUUGCAAACUUUCAACACUCAAGAAAUUGUUUUAUACCCUUCCCCAGAUACACUAAAUGACCAAAAGUAUGUGGACACCAGCUCGUCAAACAUUUCAUUCCAAAAUCAUGGACAUUAAUAUGGAGUUGAUCCCCCCCAUUUGUUGCAAUAACAGCCUCCACUAUUCUGGGAAGGCUUUCCACUAGAUGUUGGAACAUUGCUGCGGGGACUUCCAUUCAGCAUUAGUGAGGUUGGGCGAGUAGGCCUGGCUCGCAGUCGGCGUUCCAAUUAAUCCCAAAGGUGUUCGAUGGGGUUGAGGUCAGGGCUCUGUGCAGGCCAGUCAAGUUCUUCCACACCGAUCUCGACAAACCAUUUCUGUAUGGACCUCGCUUUGUGCACAGGGGCAUUGUCAUGCUGAAACAGGAAAGGGCCUUCCCAAACUGUUGCCACAAAGUUGGAAGCACAGAAUCGUUUAGCAUUUCGUUGUAUGCUGUAGCGUUAAGAUCUCCCUUCACUGGAACUAAGGGGCCUAGCCCGAACCAGCCCCAGACCAUUAUUCCUCCUCCACUAAACUUUACAGUUGGCACUAUGCAUUCAGGUAGGUAGCAUUCUCCUGGCAACCGCCAAACCCAGAUUUGUCUGUUGGAUUGCCAGAUGGUGAAGCGUGAUUCAUCACUCCAGAGAACGCGUUUCCACUGCUCCAGAGUCCAAUGGCGCAAGCUUUACACCACUCCAGCCGACGCUUGGCAUUGCGCAUGGUGAUCUUAGGCUUGUGUGCGGCUGCUCGGCCAUGGAAACCCAUUUCAUGAAGCUCCCGACGAACAGUUCUUGUGCUGACGUUGCUUCCAGAGGCAGUUUGGAACUCAGUAGUGAGUGUUGCAGCCGAGGACAGACUCAUGCCCUGUCAACUGUGGGACCUUAUAUAGACCGGUAUAUUUAUUUCUAAAUCAUGUCCAAACAAUUUAAUUGGCCACAGGUGGACUCCAAGUUGUAGUGACAUCUCAAGGAUGAUCAAAGGAAAUUGGAUGCACCUGAGCUCAAUUUGGAGUGUCAUAGCAAAGAGGUGUGAAUACUUGUGUAAAUAAGAAAUGUAUGCAUUUCAUUUUCAAUACAUUUGCAAAGAUUUCUGAAAACAUGUUUUCACUUUGUCAUUAUAGGUGUUGUGUGUAGGGAAAGUGGAUAGAUACCUAGUCAGUUGUACAACUGAAUGCAUUCAACCGAAAUGUGUCUUCCGCAUUUAACCCAACCCCUCUGUAUCAGAGAGGUGCGGGGGUCUGCUUUAAUCGACAUCAUCGGCGCCCGGGGAGCAGUUGUUGUUGGGGGUUAACUGGUUAAUAUUUAUUCAAACCAACAACCUUUCGGUUACUGGCCCAACGCUCUUAACCGCUAGGCUACCUCUAGAAAAAAAUCUAUUUCAUCCAUUUUGACUUCAGGCUCUAACACAACAAAAUGUGGAAUAAGUCAAGGGGUAUGAAUACUUUCUGAAGGCACUGUACAUAUUCAUCAAGGUAAGAGGUUUGUUUUGAAAGGAGCAUGAAUGCAUGAAAUGACUACAUCAAAAAGAGAAACACUUGUAUGACAUGUUGGAGUCUUUGAUAAAAAUGUACUGCAGACUUUUGUCACCCAAGUGCUAACCGAAUCGAUGCAAUUGUUCCCUGCUUUCAACCUCUUCUUUUAAGCUGGGGAAAAACACUUAAGGGGGAUGUAACACACUCCUCUGUUCUGAUCCACUUAGCCUGAGAGGAUCAAACAGAUAUCAGAGGGCUUUUAGAUACCUCUCCUUUAAUUUAGCAUUGUAGUAGGGAGAAAUCAAAGCCUUGUUUACUUGAUUGUUCUUUCAAUCAUUCAAAGCUAAAGCAAAUCCCCUUUUCUGUCUGUCUCUUGUCCAGCUGUCCAUGCUAAGAGUAUAGUGGCCAUUCUUCACCUGUUGGUGGCGCUGUCUCAGCACUUCAGAGCACCAAUCAGACUUCCUGACCACGUGUCCAUCCAAGUAGUGGUGGUUCAGGUACUGUACAUCAUCUUAUUUGGCUUGAGAUAUAGUACACAUGGAUGACAUUUGAAAUAGCCUAAGUAUCUGAAGUCGUAUGCAUAUUAGUUACACGUUAAAAUAACUUUGCUAUACAUGCUUAUAAAUGUGUUGAAUAAUAAUGAAAUACUCCUACUCUUUAAAUACAAUUAUUGUCCCCUUUAAUGCAAGGCAGAUUCUCCUUUUUCAUUUGCCAUUUUAUCUUUCUUUUUUCUCAGAAAAGGGAGGGAAUUCUUCAGUCCCGCCAGAUCCAGGAGGAGAUCACAGGCAAUACAGAGUAUGUCAGCUCUCAGAUCAUCUCUUUUCUCAUUGAGAGAACUCUCACUCCUCACUCAGUCUGUUAUGUCAGAAAUAGAGAGAGGUUUACCUUAGUACACCACAUGAUAUCAUUGUCCCUCCCAAAAACACAAUGCAAUCUUAUUUCCAAUAUUUAGUAUGUAUAGAUUUUCCUCUCUCAAAUGCAAUCCCUCCUGCAGCCUUUAUGAAAGGCUAUUUUCUGAAAUAACUGCAUUCUAUUAUAAGUGUUCAAGCACAAUUAUUUCGCCAGCAUCUAUGAACACAGUAGACCAUUGUAUGGACAGGGAAGUGUGGUUCCUUGCCAGUGUAGCACAGCCCCAGCUGAGGUUGGAGCGGUCCAGCAAGCCCAGAGCAGCUGGGGAGAUAAGUGGGCGAGCAGAGCGCUCAUAUUAUAGUCAUGGUCACAGGGUUGUUAUCAUACGACCUGGACCGCUGCCCAGCCCUGCCACUGUCAUUAGAGAUUACACCAUGAAGAGAAGGAGUGCUGUGUGUGUGUGUGUGUGUGUGUGUGUGUGUGUGUGUGUGUGUGUGUCCAAGCCAUCCCUUGUUGGCCUCCUUUGUGUGAUAGCUGUAGGGAUGUUGCAGCAGCCCCUCGACCCAACAUGCCUGGCUCCUCUGACAAUGCCACAAUGGACACAUCCAUUUUGUUAAAUGUUCACUAAAGUGAACCUAUUAUGUACUCCAUCAACAUUACUGUAUUCACCACCAACAUUCCUCUUUAUCUGGUUGAGAUAAACGUAUCAAUAGGAGUUGUAGAAUAGAAGUAUGCUGAUAUAGAAAUGUAAUUGAAUUCUUUGCAACCUGUCCUUGCAGACCAAAUGUAGGUUUAUAACUAGUUCACUUCUCAUUUCCCUCAGGGCUUUAUCUGGGAGACAUGGUACGUGUUCACUGUUUAUUCUCUACUGAUGCAUUUUCUCAUGAGUCACAGUGAACAAUAUACAUUUUUUGUCUUCAUAGCACAGUUUUCAGUACUUGUCAUUGACAACCUUGACCUUUUUUUACAUUGUAUUAACGGUAUUACUGUUCUCUCCGUCCAUUAAGAGCGAGAUGCUUUCGACACCCUGUUUGACCAUGCUCCAGACAAGCUCAAUGUGGUGAAAAAGGUACUGUGUGUUAUUUGUUAAAACUGUAGCAGUGUUUUAUUGUACUUUUGCUAUUGUUUUGGCUGUACUCCAGCACAUGUUACAAUGACUAUGAGGUUAAAGCGCAGACGGUCAGCUUUGAUUUGAGGGUAUUUUCAUCCAUAUCUGGUGAACAGUUUAGAAAUUACAGCACAUGUUGUGGUCCUCUGUAGCUCAGCUGGUAGAGCACGGCGCUUUUAACGCCAAGGUGGUGGGUUCGAUCCCCGGGACCACCCAUACACAAAAAAAAUGUAUGCACGCAUGACUGUAAGUCGCUUUGGAUAAAAGCGUCUGCGAAAUGGCAUAUUAUAUUAUUAUAUUAUUAUUAUUAUAUUAUUAUUAUUAUUAUAUUAUAUUAUUAUUAUUAUAUUAUUAUUAUUAUAUUAUUGUACAUAGUCCCCCCAUUUUAGGGAUCCAAAAGUAUUUGGACAAAUUCAAGUAGUCAAGUGUUGUAUUUGGUCCCAUAUUUCUAGCAUGCAAUGACUACAUCAAGCUUGUGACUAAAACUUGUUGGAUGCAUUUGCAGUUUGUUUUGAUUGUGUUUUAGAUUAUUUAGAACAGAAAUUAAUGGUAAAAACUCAAAACCUCCAAAAUACAUUAUUUACCAUUCAUUUCUAUUGGGCACAAAAUAAUUUGAAACACAACCAAAACAAACUGCAAAUGCAUCCAACAAGUUUGUAGAGUCGCACAUUAAGAAUAUGGGACCAAAUACAAAACGUUUGAAUAAUUUAAAGGUCCAAUGCAGCCGUUUUUAUCUCCAUAUCAAAUAAUUUCUGGGUAACAAUUAAGUACCUUACUGUGAUUGUUUUAAAUUAAAAUAGUCAAAAAGAAACAAAAAAUAACUUCUUAGCGAAGACCAGUUUUUCAAGCAAUAAUUUUGCUUGGACUGUCUGGGAGUGGUCUGAGUAGGGAGGGGGAAAUUGAAAAUGUGCUGUUAUUGGCAGAGAGGUUUGGAACUCUCUUUCUUAUUGGUCUAUUAACUAAUUUACCAUAUGGUGAUGUCACCAUGGAAGACCAAAUCUCCAUCCCAACAAAACAGGCUGAAAUGUCUGUCUUUUCAAACAGCUCUUACACUAAAUGGACAUUAUCAUAAUUUUCAAAAUGUCACAGUAUUAUUCCAACCUCCUAGUCUGGAAAUAUAUAUAAAACAAAGGAAAAUCACAUUUUACACGUAUAAUUGAAUUUGUCCAAAUACUUUUGGUUCUCUAAAAUUGGGGGACUAGGUACAAAAAGUGCUCUAAUUUCUAAACGGUUCUCCCGAUAUGGAUGAAAAUACCCUCAAUUUAAAGCUGACAGUCUGCACUUUAAGAUCAUAGUAUUGUACCAUUUUCAAAUCCAAAGUGCUGGAGAACAGAGCCAAAACAACAACAAAUGUGUCACUGUCCAAAUACUUUACACUGUAAAUGGCUGCUGUUUCCACAGACUCUCAUCACCUUUGUGAACAAACACUUGAACAAGCUCAAUCUGGAGGUGGCUGAAUUGGACACACAGGUACAGUAUAUGAACUAUAAUUAUCUAACCAGAAUCAUACCUCAACUUGUAUAUUGAUAUGAAUAACCAUGUUUUGGGUUUUUUCAUCUGUAGUUUGCUGACGGUGUGUACCUGGUUCUGCUGAUGGGACUGCUGGAGGGCUACUUUGUUCCGCUCUAUCAUUUCUUCCUGACACCUGAGAACUUUGACCAAAAGGUAUGUUAACAUUUUCUCUCCAUUUUGCCAAAUUGUAUAUUUUCUGUGUGUGGUGCACUUGACAGUGAACACACUAGUUUAAUACAUUUCCAGCAAAUUAUGAUUUUAUGGCCCUAAUUGUUGAAAAAUCAAUUGGAAUAAAACAUAAUUCAAUCAUUUGCAUCAUUCUGUUAAAUUCAAGAGUUAAAAUCCUUCAAAAUUAUUUGUAUUUAUCAUGUAGAUUAUUCCAAACUGUCCAACAGACAAUGUGCAACCCAAAGCCUCUUGAUAGCUAUUCUUAGCAGGCUUUCUAAAGGGACGCCCUGUCAGACCUGAGCCUGGGUCCUCUCCUGCAGGCUGUGCUGUGCCAAGCAGAGUGGGCACCCACCCACAAGUAGCAUCUGUAAUCUGCUCCUGCACAGGAAAUCAAUAAGUGGCCAGGAGAUUAGCACUAAUGCAGGGAGAGGGAGGGGAGCAGGGACAAGGGGUCCUUUCAGGGACAGCUGCUAUAUAGGAGUGCCCGCUAUGCGCCUGAAGGAAUCCUCCAAUGGUUGGUCUUGCUUGAUUUCUACACCACCCUCUCUCUGUCCUGCUCCCUUUCUCCCUCUCCCACCCUCUCUCUCUCUAGCUCUGUCUCAAGCUCUCUCUUGCUCUCACUCGCUCAAGCUUUGGCUACUAAUUUCCCUCUCCAUAUUUCCUAAAUCUCCUUAAACUCCUAGCUGAUCUGUUCUAAGAAUUACCAGGCGCUGUACUGACACUCAGUACCACACUUUUACAUGAACCAACUCAACCAAACAACAACCACAUUCUGACUGAAACACCUCCUCCUUCCUCUAGUGUUUUAGCUGGUGCAGAGGGAGUGUUUGUCCAGCUGGAAAGGGGUUAUGGGUUUAUUGAGCUGAUGUUUACACACCGAGGAACAUGUGGUAGGGGAACUGUAAUGACCUGUGUGAAUUGUAUGUGUUGUGUGUUGGUUGGAGAGCUGUUUCCUCAAACUGUAGCCUACCUUUGCGUGGCUCUUGUGUUGUGUAAUGUUGCUGUCAUUGUGUUUCUGUCAUGCAGGUGCACAACGUCUCCUUCUCCUUUGAGCUGAUGCAAGACGGAGGUCUGGAGAGACCCAGACCCAGGCCUGAAGGUAUGUGUUCUCCUUUAGGAUGCCAUUUAUAGUUGCUAUGGACAAUUAUGUUUAGUUUAAAUGUUUUUCUUCCUUUUCUGAGGCUGAACAUUUAGUGCAAAACCAUAUGGAGCAAUAGAUAUAAUCCUGAUAAUUCAAUGUGUCAGUGUUUUAAUUGUAUCGGUCUCUAAAUAAAUUAUUUGUUUAUGAGAAUUCCGUCAGGCACUAAGCCCUGACGGCAGUAUUCUCACAUAAAGCCAAACUUCUUCCAGACUUGGUUAUAUGCUCUUUCACUCUACCAAUCCAUUCAGUGAAUCUCAAAUGUCACACUAUGUUUAAGUAGAAGCAUUACACGCCAAGCCCCUUUGUGGAUGGAUUUCUUUUUGGGUUCUGUGUGUGUGUGUACUUAAUGUAUUUUUUCAUUUGUUUUUAGUAUUAUUUAGUAGUGUGUCUAUGAAUGCGUGUUGAAACACAUUCAUGUUCAGUGUACUAUUUAAUUGGCAGUGUGAUUGUCAUUUCUGAAUCGGAAUGCUUUUCUCAGGGUCAAAACACUUCCUUUAUGCCAUAUCCUGCUGGAUUUCUAUUCAAAAAUAUGUUUUUAGAGAUGGCUGUCUGUAUGUGUUUAUUCAUAUGUUCUUUUUUCCCAGAUAUCGUGAACUGUGACCUCAAGUCAACGCUGAGGGUGCUGUAUAACCUGUUCACCAGGUACAGAAAUGUGGACUGA
Coregonus sp. 'balchen' is the source of this 16754-nucleotide messenger RNA. The record is from the annotation of a GenBank genome assembly. NCBI's taxonomy places the organism in Eukaryota, Metazoa, Chordata, Actinopteri, Salmoniformes, Salmonidae.